GAUGACGUUCCUUAACCAAUUGACAGCUACACGUCUCUGCUGUUUUGAAUGAAGUGACGAAAAAAUAUUUUGCAGUAUUUUUAAUGUUUAAGCGGCUAGCACAUAAUUCAAAAAUGCAAAAACUUUCGGAGCCGCAGAAGUAAAUAAACCAACUGGGUAGGGCAGAUGGCAAAAUAUCAGCAACGAAUUUGAUGAAAAAAAUAAUUAUUAAACAAACACAAUUAAACAAAAAAAAUUGCACAGUAAGUAUUAUGGCCACAACAGAAAACACUGGCACUACACCGCUAAAUAGUGGAGAUGAUGUGGUCGAAAUAACGAAAGGUGGUGGCACGCAUAUUGGUGUAACGAAACAGAUGUCAGGUGCAUCAACGUUAUCAGCAAAUGUGACACGCUGUUGGGAAACAUGUUACUAUUGCCCAUGUGAAACGUUCAAAAUUUCAGCCGAUUUUGUCAAGCACUUACGUGAGCGGCAUUGCACGCGUGAAGGUGGCUCGUAUGUUUGCCGUUAUGGUUUCAAUGGCGUAUGUCCUUCGCUGCCGCUGGAUGGUGUGUCAGAUCGUGAUUACGAUGCACAUGUAGCUAAAUAUCAUGUGAAUCAGCUGACACGUGAGCUACCACCGGAAUGGUCCGUAUUUUCUGCGGCACAAAAUCUACCAGCUGUGCUCAACGAUCCAUCACGUGGUAAACAAAGCAAUCUCUUCACAAAAAAGUGGGGCGACAAUUUCGUAGAGAAAACAUAUAUACCGCACACGCCACGUUUGCCUGAGAUUACCUAUGCAGAUUUCGAUAAAUACAUAGCGAAAAUUGGUAAACGUUAUAGGCGGCAUGAACGCAUGUGUGCGCAGCAAACACCAGCCGCUUUGGCUGAACGUGAAGCUAAAACGCCAACCUCACCAACACACAACGUCAGCCUUAGCGCCAUACCGGAUAUAUUUCUUAAAGAACAAUUGAAUUUGAAUCAUCCAACGACUUUUGCGCUUGUAUUCCCAAGUAUUAGUGCCAACACCAGCGAGGAGAAUAAACAGUCUGGUCGUGUUUUGCAAGAACAAUUAUCGCAUUAUUUAGACAUUGUCGAGGUGAAAAUAGCGCAUCAAGUGUCACAGAAAUCCGCCGCAUUUUUUCACGCCAUGACCUCACAAGACGCCAUUAUGGCUGAAAUGAAGGAGGCGGCCAGCAAUGUACGUGAAUUGCGUGCCUCAUUGCGCACGCUACACCAAUCUGCGGUGGUUGACUCAUUUCGUGUGAUGCGUUUCGCGCAGCGUCGACAAAACUUUGAGGAAACACUUGAUAAGCUCAGCCUUAUGGCGACUGUGCAUAAAACGCAACCAAUGUUGCAACUACUGCUAGGCACGCAGGAUUAUGUGGCAGCGUUAGAUCUUAUAGGCACCACUCAGGAAAUUCUAACGCAAGAGCUCAUAGGCAUACACUGCUUCAAGCAUCUCCCCAUGCAACUAAACGAAAUGGAAAAGCUUAUCGACAAAAUGCUCACAACUGAAUUCGAGCGUUAUGCUACGGCUGACCUCAACCGACCGCUAUCUGAUGUGCUCAACGAAACGGACAGCGUAUGCGCAGAGGAGGACAAACUGGUGUGCAUAGUCAUGGGUUUGCUGCGCAAAAAGAAUUUCUCCUUUGUCACGACAUACAAGGACGAAGCGAUUGUAACCAUACGUGCCAUCAUCAAGCAGCUCGUAAUCGAGGUGAUAGCAUCCAGCGAUGCGGAAAUAUGUCUGACCGGUGCCGGCGAAGAGGCACAAAGUCUUACGAUCAGCGAAUGGAUUACGCUGCUAAAGGAGGCCACUGUGGCACUGCUAACUGUGCUACAACGCAUACGCGCCGUGACGGGCAUAAUGCGGCAGACAACGGAUGCAGCUGCUGGCGGCGCGGUGAACGGCGCGCAAGAAGGCGCUGUCAAUCUAAUAGACUCGGAAGCAUUUCUAACGUCAACAGAUCAUGCAAAUGUAACGGAGCGUUUGGAUGAGCUGCUGGUGGCGGUGUGCAACUAUUGUCAUGAGCGUUGCGCGAAUCUGGUGUCAACGCAAAGUUUGGAGCGCACUAUAGCGACGGCGGAUGAGAUCGAACAGUUGACCGCAAUUGUGGAUGAGUUUAGUGCGGGUUGUGAGGAGAUUUGUGGCGCGCCCAGCGUGCCGCUAAAGGUCGCCGCCAAAGUGCAAGCCUCACGCUUCGCCAAUCACUUUCACACUGAGCGCAAGCGCAAACUUGCUUUACUGCUCGAUUCGGAGCGUUGGCGGCAAGUCGACAUACCCAAUGAAUUCCAAAAGAUUAUCGAUCGCAUGGGCGCGCAAGACUUCCAGCAGCCGGCGAGCAAGUCUUUUGCCGAAAGCCUAGGCGCCACACUAAAUGGACACAGUAACAACAACAAUAGCACUAGCAAGCCACAAGCCAACCCGGUGCUGCUCGUCGAAGGCAAACCGUUUUGUCUAGUCAGCGCCGCGCUGCUGCUGGUGCAAAUGCUCUGCGAUUACUGUCACUGCGCCACGCGUCUACCCAUACUGGCGAGCUAUUUGUCGCGCAACGUUGUCGAUUUGCUGCGCACCUUCAAUUCACGCUCCUGCCAACUGGUCAUUGGCGCCGGUGCCAUGCGCGUAGCUGGCCUCAAAACCAUAACCAGCACCAAUUUGGCAUUGGUUUCGCGCGCGCUACAACUUGUGCUCUGGCUCUUGCCGAAAAUCAAGUCACAUUUCGCCGCUUACGACGCGCACGCCGUGUCGGGUUUUGAUUCGAUCGAAAAGGAUUUUCACAGUCACAUCAAAGAAAUUGAAACUAAAAUUUACGGCAUCGUUACGGAGCGCGACUCCAUGCAACUGGAACAAUGGGAUGCGCGUCCGCCGAUACCGUCGCAAACGUUUCGUAAUAUUUCGCGUCAUAUGAUGAAGUUGCACGAGGCGAUCGCGCCCAUACUACCCGAACAGCAGAUACACACGAUCUACGGCAUUGUGCAUCGCAAUUUUAAGGAUAAGCUGAGAGAGCAACUCUUGAAAUUGAACAUCAUCAAUAACGGUGGACCGCAACAUGGCGUGGUGACGUCAGAGUUGACAUUUUAUAUGGAGACAUUGCGCACAUUGAAGGCGUUGCCGCCAGCAGAUUUGAGCGACGACAUACUGGAGCUGAUAUGGACGUUCUAAAAUGUUGCUGCACGUCAACAAUGCCACAAGUGUUGCUGCAUGCCACAAUUGUUGCUGCAUGCCACAAUUGUUGCUGCAUGCCACAAUUGUUGUUGCAUGCCACAAUUGUUGCUGCAUGCCACAAUUGUUGCUGCAUGCCACAAUUGUUGUUGCAUGCCACAAUUGUUGCUGCAUGCCACAAUUGUUGUUGCAUGCCACAAUUGUUGCUGCAUGCCACAAUUGUUGUUGCAUGCCACAAUUGUUGUUGCAUGCCACAAUUGUUGUUGCAUGCCACACUUGUUGUUGCAUGCCACACUUGUUGUUGCAUGCCACACUUGUUGUUGCAUGCCACACUUGUUGUUGCAUGCCACAAUUGUUGCUGCAUGCCACAAUUGUUGUUGCAUGCCACAAUUGUUGCUGCAUGCCACAAUUGUUGUUGCAUGCCACAAUUGUUGUUGCAUGCCACAAUUGUUGCUGCAUGCCACAAUUGUUGUUGCAUGCCACAAUUGUUGUUGCAUGCCACACUUGUUGUUGCAUGCCACACUUGUUGUUGCAUGCCACACUUGUUGUUGCAUACCACACUUGUUGUUGCAUGCCACAAAUUGCCGUCGAAGUGGCUUUACGCGUUGCUCCUAAUUUUCUUUGUUGUUGCACUAAUUUAAGACAAUUGUUUUAAUAUUCUUAUUAUUACUAUUAUUAUUAUUAUUUUUAUUAUUAUUAUUUUUAUUAUUAUUAUUUAUAUUAUUAUUUUUAUUAUUUUUAUUUUUAUUAUUAUUAUUUUUAUUAUUGUUGUGGUAAUUUUACUCACCACUGUACUUCGGUUCUCAGUUAAUAUGCAAGUUCUCUCCUUGUUUGUAUUUUAAGCUAACAUUGCCAAGCGGUGCAGCAGCGCGCAUUGGAAUGUAAAAAUUUAACAUGUUGUUGUUGUCGCCUAUCAACCAUAAGUAUACAAACAUAUUUCCUGUAACAGGAUACACAUUUGGGUGUUGGUAUUGCAUUACUGUAAGUCAGUCACAGACUCUUUAGCGAAAUUUUUAAAACUCUAACUGGAAAAAAGCGUUGAAAAUAAAAUUAUAUAAGUAUAUACAUAUUUAUGGCAUAAGUUUCGAUAUACAUAUAUACAAUACGAUUAUGAAAAAUAAAAAUAAUUAUUAGGAAUAUGUUUAAAAGCCGAUAAUACAUAUAAAUAAUUAUAAAAGAUUACUAGUAGUAUUUGCUUGUACUUAGGCUUCUAAUGACUAGUAAAGAAAUAUGAAAAACAGAAAACCCUCGAAAAUUUUAAUAAACACCAUCACGUGUCGUAUUAUGUAUAUGUAUAUAUUUUACGUUCUGUGCAAGUAAAUUGCUUAAGCUAAAGCCUAUUAUAUAGUGAAAUUCUGCAUAUAAUAAAAACGACCAAACAUUUAUAUAAAAAUGAAA
Molecule: messenger RNA, 4541 nt
Organism: Bactrocera oleae (olive fruit fly)
Lineage: Eukaryota; Metazoa; Arthropoda; Insecta; Diptera; Tephritidae
Gene: scat
Product: VPS54 subunit of GARP complex scat
Biological process (GO): Golgi to vacuole transport; retrograde transport, endosome to Golgi
Cellular component (GO): GARP complex
Molecular function (GO): syntaxin binding
Source: RefSeq, a predicted model, not a curated record